ACGUCGCACACGCCGCACUUCCUGGUUCUUCUCCUGUGUUUGUGUGUAUCGAUGUAACCUGUUCUGAGUGAAACGGUAGUGAUUUUUUCGUGUUUCUUACCAAUAUUAAGAUGCCACAAAUCCGCAAUUGCAUGAGCAUAGAAUGAAAAUCGUCUCCCCGUUGAUUCGCUCUGUAAUUCAGCCGUUUGUGUUUUUUCUUCUUCUCCGAUCUGACAUUACACAUUCGGCAUGCUGUUAUUAUCUUCAGAUUUGCUGAGGGCACAGCGGGUUUGAUGCCCACUGUUCCAACAUGGAGCACUCUAAUUCGAUGACGCACAAGAACGGACGGCAGAGGAAAAUCGCGGGUACCACCCUCUUCUCUGACAACAUUAGGGGCAUGGACAGGGGAGAGACGAGCGCCUCUGAACCAGAAGUGGAAGAGGAAGAGGAAGGGGAUGGUCUCAUCCAAGUGAUGCACACGCAGGACAGGAGGCACAGGGUCCGGCCGGGGAUCCGUGGCGAGUUGGGGAACGUUUUGCUUCUGCUGUUCCUGUAUGUGCUGCAAGGGAUUCCUCUGGGACUGGCAGGUAGCAUCCCACUGAUCUUACAGAGUAAGAGCAUCAGCUACAAAGACCAAGCCUUCUUCAGCUUUGUCUUCUGGCCAUUUAGUCUCAAACUCUUAUGGGCACCAUUGGUGGACGCUCUCUACUUCAGCAGGUUUGGUAGACGAAAAUCCUGGCUGGUGCCCACACAGUACCUGCUGGGCCUCUUCAUGCUCUACCUUUCUGGGACGGUCAAUUCCCUGAUGCAAAGUGAGGGAGGACCGAAGGUGGUGACACUCACUGCGGUCUUCUUUAUGCUUGCCUUCCUCGCAGCCACACAGGACAUAGCUGUAGAUGGCUGGGCCCUGACUAUGUUAUCCAGAGAGAAUGUGGGAUAUGCUUCUACAUGCAACUCUGUGGGCCAGACAGCGGGAUACUUCCUGGGAAAUGUGCUCUUUCUGGCUCUGGAGUCUGCAGACUUCUGCAACAAAUACCUCAGAGUCGAGCCCAAGGACACAGGCAUCGUCACCUUGUCAGAGUUCUUGUUUUUUUGGGGAAUUGUGUUCCUGGUUUCCACGACUUUGGUAGCCAUCAUGAAAAGUGAAAAUGAGCAGGGCAAAGGAAAGCCGCGAGUCCAGGAGGAAACGCAGGGCGUCAUGGAAACCUACAAGCUGCUGUUCUCUAUCAUCAAGAUGCCCACAGUCUUCACCUUUUGUUCCCUGCUCCUCACCGCCAAAAUUGGGUUCUCGGCAGCAGAUGCGGUGACGGGCCUGAAGCUGGUGGAGGCCGGAGUUCCCAAGGAGCAGCUGGCACUGCUGGCAGUGCCCAUGGUGCCUCUGCAGAUCCUACUACCUGUGAUCAUCAGCAAAUACACCGCAGGGCCCAGACCUCUGGAUGUCUUCUACAAGGCCUUCCCUUUUAGGUUGCUCAUAGGACUGGGUUACGCUCUGUUGGUGUGGUGGACGCCCAGCGUGAAGCAUGACGGAGGGUUCCCGCUUUACUACUACGCCAUAGUGCUGCUGAGCUACGCAUUGCAUCAGGUGGCGUUGUACAGUAUGUACGUGGCUUGCAUGGCUUUCCAUGCCAAAGUGAGCGACCCCCUCAUCGGCGGGACCUACAUGACCCUGCUGAACACGGUCACCAACCUCGGUGGGAACUGGCCCUCCACGUUGGCUCUGUGGAUGGUGGACCCCCUGACCUCUAAGGAGUGCCAGGGGGCCGUCGGGCAGAGCUGUGGCUCUGUAGAGGAGGUCGGGCUGUGCGUUAAGGAGGGCGGAGCUUGUGUGACGACACUAGACGGCUACUACGUGGAGUCCGUGGUGUGCGUUGUGAUCGGUUUAGUCUGGUGGGUGUGGUUUGGGAAGAAGAUGAGGCGCCUGCAGGAACAGAAGCCCGCUGCAUGGAGGUGCAAAGCUAAUCGGUGACGACGCCUCUCAUCAGGGCCACUUUCUUCUUGCACCUCCGGAUACUCUGCUCCAAAGACAGCUGAAUGGUGGACAUAUUGUUAUUCCAUUCACGUCCGUUUAGUCCAGCUGGUCUCUCGAGGGGCAUAAAUCUGAUGAAGGACUCCAUUGUCUCUGUAGAGGUAAAAAAUCCAUCUCAUCGUUACUUGUGCUUUUGCAACCUUGCCCUGAAAUCUGAAACAACCGGUCAGACUAGCUGAGAACUUUUACUUUUUUUUUUUUUUUUUUUUCUGAAACCAUAUUCUGCUGCUUGGAACAGCUUAACCAAACAAGAGCUGACUCAAAGAAUAUGUUUAAAAAAACGAAAAGGUGUGUUUAUACCUGUUUGGAUUGCCAGUUUAUUGAGUUUAUACGAUGUGGGAAGUACAAGUUGAGUACAGUUUUUGCCUUUGAAAUAACUUCUUGAACUUCUUCUGAAAAACACGUAAACUUAGCACUUCAGACUCUUGUUUACCUUCCCGGACAGUGACCACUGUAUCUAGUACCGGAUACUAAAAGUAAAAGGCAAAACAUACAGCUGAACUGUCGGGUUGCUGGUUAAACCCAGUGUGAAGACUAUCUUUGAUUGUUGCUUGACUCAGAUCUGAACAAAUUAUUCUUUAAAUCCUCCUUUUUAAAUAUAUAUUUUCUUGCUCUUCAGUGAUUUGUGCCUUGUUUGGUGUUUCAAAGUCUUUCUUUUGUUUUGGUAGAUCACACUGCAGUUUGUUUCUUUAUACAUACUCCAUCAUAUAAAGUUGAGCACGCAUUCCUCAUGAAUGACUUUAUUACUGCCGAUCAACGGUUAAAUGAACUAAAUGUCUGAAAUAUUAAAAACUAUUCUUGUGGAGAACAUUUUUUGUUUUCUACACUUUCCUUAAGUCUGAUCAGUUUUAUCCAUCAUAGGACCAAAUGUAAUCUUUAAUCGCAUUAUUGGACUUUGAACUGUUGGGGCCUCUUGGUUAUCAGUGGGGCCUGGUUGGUACGUUAUCCCUCCCAAGUCAUUUUUAAGUUGCAAAAAGUUUCUUUCUUUUUUUAAGGUUAGUAAGUCUCGCUGCAUUUUCCAGAUGCAUUACGAUCCAAACACAUUGUAUGUGAAAGGCCAAUAUGCUGUACACUAACUGUUAAUGCAACAAUGUAUUACAGCAGUCAUAAUUAAGACAUCUUAACAUCCAUAAAGCCUGUCGAGUGGGACAUUAAAACCAGCCUGAGAUCCCAGACCGGCAGCCCUGAAGAUAAAUGUAAUAUGCAGGGGUGCCCAGUUUAUGUUUUCAUAUUGUAUGUAGGACUGAAUGUUACAGUAUUUUCCUCUAACGCCAGCUAUGAAAAACUUCUGUCAAAUGAAAGCGUUGAAGCACACAAUCAGGGCUCAUGUCAGGAGAGCUUCAUUUUGAACUCUGAGGCCGACUUUCUGAACUACAUGUCAAAGGUCAAACGAUUUCAAAUUACUAUACGAUGGCAGCAGUUGUUCUACAUUAACAUCAGUUAAAAGUUACACUGCAUGCCUUUUUGUUUUAUGUUUAUUGGGCCUUCCUUCUGUUUUUGUACCAGCACAUCACUGUUGUAUCGCUGCCUAUCCCCCCCCCCCAUUAGAUUGGAUUUAUUGUUUUGAUUUUCUUUGACAAAUAUUACUGUUUGUUUUUAUAUUUUAUAUCAGUUUCUGAUCGAAUACUUUAAUCUGCAAAAUUGGCUUUUAGGUGCAUUUCAGCUGCAACAAAUAAUUUUAAUUUAUCCUUUGACUGACUUUCUUUUUUACUUUGCACAACUUUAGUUUACAAUGAGUUUUUAAAUUCCCAAUCGUAUAAAGUAAAAGUAUAGCACAGGGUGAUGGUAAAGUAAGAAAUUUAAAUAUGCGAGUGGCAGCUCUCUAUAAUGUUGAUUAUUGAGGAUCUUUGACAUUCAUGGGAUGCAAUGUUGAGAUCUGAAACCAUAUCUUGUACGCAAUUAAAAAAACAUGUGCACUUGUGA
Cyclopterus lumpus (lumpfish) is the source of this 3928-nucleotide messenger RNA. RefSeq names its product solute carrier family 33 member 1 (gene slc33a1). Bases 290 to 1945 code for a protein of 551 amino acids. The transcript has 9 exons. Gene Ontology annotation, molecular function: acetyl-CoA transmembrane transporter activity. The record is from RefSeq and is a predicted model, not a curated record. Gene Ontology annotation, cellular component: membrane. NCBI's taxonomy places the organism in Eukaryota, Metazoa, Chordata, Actinopteri, Perciformes, Cyclopteridae.